UUGAUCUUUAAGUGUUAGACCAAACACACGCAACAUGCUCCGCUGGUUGGAAAUAGGUGUUCUUUCAGCCAUAUUGUCUCUGGGACAAGGACACUUUUUAUCUGGAUCGUUUAAUUUAACUCUCUACAGACACAUGCCUGUCCUGUACCAACUUGAUGACUACGAUCUAUGUCUGGAUAAUAAAGCUGGCACUUACUGUUUGGUGUACGUCGAGAUUUUACCCAAUGCUAGCUCUGCUCUGUGGCACCAAAUCGACCAAGUUUCACAGGACUCAAAGCACCGCUUUCGUCAUGAUCGCGUCUUUAGGGGCGUGUGUCUGGAGAACUGCAAGCCAAGUAUCAAUAACAUAUCCGAAUUCGAGAAAGAAGAAAUCCUGGAUAAGGAACUUAUAUCCUACUACGACAAGGUACACCGUCGGGAUGAAACGAAUUCAGAUAGGGAUCUCUUUUAUAAAGAUCUUGUGAAAGGCUGUCUAAACCAUAAGUUCAGUGAGAAGUUUUCACUCAGGACUCGCAGCCUUAUCGAGUAUUGUGUCUCUGCCUCGGAUAAGGACUUGAAGCUGGAUUUGCUUGACUUGACGUUUUAUGGUAUUCUGGUAGUUAUAUUGUUUAUAACUUUGUGUUCGUCUUUCCUCGACUAUCGACUGAGAAAGAUGAGCUCGCAAAAAUCAGAAGGUUUUUAUCGAGAGCCACUAAAGGAUCGAAUUGAUUUCGGUUUGCCUCCAGGACAGCGACUCCUUACAUCCUUCUCAGUGGUACGAAAUUAUCAUCGAUUGGUUGAGCCCUAUUACUCAGAUUUCUCGCGUGAUGUGAGCUUUUUCGACGGGUUUCGGGUGAUUGGCGUAUUUGCAGUGAUCUUAGGCCAUACGCUCAUGGUCUUUAUGACUGUUCCAAUAGAAAAUCCGGAGUUCUACGAACAGUUCCUUUUCCGGUUCGAGACAUCAAUAUUCCAGAACGGUAGCCUGGUCAUCCAGAUAUUUUUUGUUAUGAGCGGCUUCCUUCUAUACGUAAACUUCACAAAACGCCAACAGAUUCAACCCAAGACUGGCACGCUUGAGUGCAUUGCUGUGUACUUUCGUGUAUUUUCCUACAGAUACUUUAGACUCCUGCCAUCGCUACUCGCUCUCAUCCUGUUCAAUGGAACACUGUUGGUGCGUCUUCAAAACGGCCCCUUUUGGCGACAUCUUACGGAGGCCGAGCGGGUCUUCUGUCGCUCCAACUGGUGGAAGAACGUGUUUUUCGUGACCAACCACAUGCUGGAAGACAGUUGCUCCCAUCAGACCUGGUACCUAGGUGCAGACAUGCAGCUAUUCGAGCUCUUCCUAAUAGUAAUUAUUAUAACCAAGAAGCAUCCCAAGCUGACAAGGGCAAUCUACACAACACUUUUAGCACUUGCCAUUGCAGUACCUGCUAUACUGACCUACGUUUUCGAGCUGGAUGGUAUCUACCAUAUUCGUCCGGAAACAUAUCGCUACUUGUACUUCCGACACUCCGACACAUUUUACCAAAUGUAUCCGCCCUUUUACACAAAUUUGGGAGGCUACCUGUUUGGUUUUCUGUGCGGUCAUUUUUACCUUAGGCAGCGUUCUGGAAAAGUUCAACUCCUGGGUCACCUUAAGUACGAUCUGGCCAUGUGGCUGAUCUGCCGGCGCUAGAUGCCACGGCCCUGGAACUGCCCUACAAG
This is a messenger RNA of Drosophila sechellia, 1683 nucleotides long. Its product is annotated as nose resistant to fluoxetine protein 6-like. The transcript is spliced from 7 exons. The record is from RefSeq and is a predicted model, not a curated record. Bases 35 to 1654 code for a protein of 539 amino acids. Lineage: Eukaryota; Metazoa; Arthropoda; Insecta; Diptera; Drosophilidae. Gene Ontology annotation, molecular function: acyltransferase activity, transferring groups other than amino-acyl groups.